AUGGUAGCUAAAACACAUUCUUUGGGCGAGAAAUCACCCAAAAGUGAUCUUUCGUUCGAGAACGUGGAACAUCUGGCCACCGUUGAACAUGCUCCUGUUGUCCUUCUUAAUGAAGAUAUCUCUUAUGGUCGCGGUGGAAUCCGUAGCGUUAUCGAGUCUCCAUACAUUUUCGGUGUAGCUUUCUUGGCAUCCAUGGGAGGUUUCUCCUUUGGUUACGACCAGGGUGUCAUCUCAAUUGUCAACAUCAUGCCUCAGUUUCAUAAGGCAUUCCCUCGUACUGAAACUGCGUUUGGCAAAGGUCUCAUGACCGGGAUGUUAGAGUUGGGUGCCUUUAUUGGAUGUCUCUUCAUGCCUACUCUUGCCGACAAGAUCUCCAGAAAGAAGGCUCUUUCUAUUGUGGUUGUGAUUUUCAACAUCGGUGCUAUCAUGCAGACAGCUGCCAACUCUUAUGGUCUUCUCGUCGCUGGAAGAGCAAUUGGUGGCAUCGGUGUCGGGACGCUUGCAAUGGGAGCCCCAAUCUACAUAUCGGAGAUCGCCCCGCCUAACCUAAGAGGAACACUGCUUGUGCUGGAGUCUGUGUCCUGUGUUAUAGGUGUAGUGGUCUCUUUCUGGAUCACCUACGGGACACGUGAACUCGCUGGCGAGUUAUCUUUCCGUUUACCAUUCGGCCUACAGAUGGUGUGCAGCACUAUCCUUGGAAUCGGCAUCCACUUCUUCCCAUAUUCCCCACGCUGGCUCGCCCUCGUUGAUCGAUCCGAUGACGCCCACACAAACUUAGAACGACUUCGCCGACUACCCAGAACUGAUCCUCGUGUUCAGCAGGAGCAUGCUGGCAUCUGCAAUGAAGUAACAAUUCAGAAGCGUCAUCCGGGAGUCACAGGUCUCAAACUUGAGAUUCUUUGCUGGGGGGACCUCUUCAAGAAGAGCUCCUGGCACCGCACCUCUAUCGCCGUUGGAGUUGCCUUCUUCCAGCAGCUCUCUGGUAUUAACGCCUUCAUUUAUUACGCUCCGACCCUCUUUCAAUCACUGGGCCAGUCGACGGAGAUGUCUCUAAUUAUGUCCGGAGUGUUGAAUAUGUUGCAGCUUGUUGCAGUUACUGUCUGUUUUUUUAUCAUUGACAAGGUCGGACGACGACCAUUGGCCAUCUGGGGCGGCAUCGGAGGAGGUACUGCAUGGGGCAUCAUGGCCGUCCUUGUGGGCGUGUUCAAUGAGAAAUGGGGCUCUAACCCAGCUGCAGGUUGGACUGCUGUGGCUAUGGCAUUCUGCUUCAUUCUCAUUUAUGGAGUCUCGUAUGCACCUCUUGGCUGGGCACUUCCUGCAGAAGUCUUCCCUAACUCUUCUCGGUCUAAGGGCGUGGCUCUUGCAACAGCGACUGUCUGGCUCUUCAACUUUGUUGUCGGUGUUGCAACCCCACCUAUGAUCGAGAGCAUCGGUUUUGGCGUCUAUAUCUUUUUUGGAUCUUGGUGCUUUUUAGCUGCUGUCUGGGCUUUCUUCUUGGUUCCUGAAACUAAGGGAAAGACAUUGGAGCAGAUAGAUGAGGUCUUCAAUGACUAUGCGGCCCAGGAGGAGUUGAUGAUACUGAGGAGCUUACUUGAUGACUCCGCCAGUCUUGACUUGGGCCCCAAUGACCCGAUAUGGUUUGCAGACAUAACCAUAGACAACAUUGAGCAGCCGGAAGCGGUCAACAGUUCUCGCUUUCCUACGGAAGUACCAGGAUCUUUGUUCAUGCUACCAGAAAACGAAUCGCUGGAACAACAGCUAAGAGGCGCGAUAUGUCAACAUGCGCACAAAGAGUCCAAAGGCUUUCUACCUCUGGACAAAUUGAAUGAAAUAGUUACCGAAGACUCUGUAUCUGUUGCACUCAGAGAAUGCAUGCCGCAUUUAUCGCAUGACCAGGCACAAUUCCAUGCAAAGAUGAUUUGUCCAAGAUCUCAGCGAAAUCAUAUGGAACCAUCCUUUCGACGCAUCUUCGCUAUAUUAGCAAUGAUUCAGCAACCCCAAGAGGUCUUCGCGCUCAUGGACAACAACAUUACGGACUAUGACCUGCCUCUUGUCAAGGUUCCGGGGGAAAAGAAGGGCCGACAUGAACUGAGACGAAAGUUUCAGCCACAUAGGCCUUUGGAAUGUCUUCAUAAGUGGUCACCAUUCUUGAUAGACUCAUUUGAGGGGUGCCAGUGGAUGAUGAUGUCGCCGUUUUUCUCGUGGGAAGAUAAGCGGGCUGUGCGCACCUACUACCUCGCAGACCAAACUAUCCUCCCUUUCAUUGAGGAUUCCUCUCGUGACGUUGACAUGGAGGAUGAUGAGGAUUUCCAAGGAGGCCACGGCUCUAUCUUCAAGGUCAAGAUCCACCCAGCGCACCACAACUUCCAUCACAUUGCCGAAGCUCAUGACUCCGACUCUGCCUUUGCGGUUAAGCGCCUCCACUCUCGUAGUCGUGAGAUGUUCUCAAGAGAGGUAGAUGCCCUGAAGCGAUUGAGUGGCCAAAAACAUAUAGUUCCACUCCUUGCUACAUUUGAAUACAAGAACAGCUAUCAUCUUCUGUUUCCUUGGGCGAAUGCAAACCUACGACGAUACUGGGCCAUGUUCCCAAACCCUUCCAUCGAUCGCCGUUACGGGCUGUGGGUAGCGAAACAGUGCAAAGGCAUGGCUGAGGGAUUGAGUACCAUUCACGAGCCUCCGCCUGACCAAAGUGACGAUUAUGCCUACGAAGUUGCGUUGCAGCCAAGCCACCGGCAAUCGCAGUCGUCACAGUCCUAUGGCAGACAUGGGGAUAUCAAGCCAGAGAACAUCCUUUGGUUCCGGAACGGGCCCAACACUGAUAUUGGAGUCUUGGAGAUUGCUGAUUUUGGACUUACGCGCUUCCAUAACAGAAGAUCCCGGUCAAACAUCUCACCUGUUGGCAUGGGAAAUUCUCCAACCUAUCGCGCCCCAGAGUUUGACAUGCCUGAUGGACUAUUGUCGAGGUCUUACGAUAUAUGGGCUUUGGGAUGUGUUUACCUCGAGUUCCUCACAUGGUAUUUCAUGGGUUGGAAAGGCGUCACGGAGUUUUCCACUUUGAGAGAAUAUAAACGGAACAACCUCGAGGCUGACGAUGCCUACUUUGAGCUAACUGGGGCUCCAGAAACAGGCAACAUAUGCGGCAAGGUCAAGCCUGAGGUAGUCAAUUGGGUUGUAUUGUUGCAUCAACAUUCGGCUUGUUCGCCCUUUUUUCAUGACUUUCUCGAUCUCAUCAAGAACAGCAUGCUGGUUGUUGAAACUGAUGGUGAAGCCCCAGUCCGCAGAGCGACAGCAGCCGAGGAACGUCGUCUCCGUACAAGGAAACGGACCAGAACCGAGGCCGACUCGAAUGAAGUUGUUCGUGAUACACAACGAUGGUACGAGAUGUACAAGAUAAUCUUCCCCGGCGCUGAUAUACAGGCAAUAUCCCCAUAUAAUGAUUACAACCACGGAGCUUACACAGCGGUUGGCUCAUCGGAAACAAUCGCCGAUUACAGCAAGUUUAUAGAUGGAGGUAUUCCCUCGGAGGUUCAGAACAAAUUGCAGGCAACUAUCAAUCGGGAACUUGGAUGUAGUGAACUGGACGUCAGGAGAAUUAUUGACAUACUUCCCAUCCUGCAACAGACACUCUUACAGUCCUUCCAAAACCAGAAUGAUAAUUAA
Messenger RNA from Fusarium pseudograminearum CS3096, 3660 nucleotides. RefSeq lists its product as uncharacterized. The coding region runs from base 1 to 3660 and encodes 1219 amino acids. Gene Ontology annotation, biological process: transmembrane transport; carbohydrate transport; protein phosphorylation. The transcript has 7 exons. Lineage: Eukaryota; Fungi; Ascomycota; Sordariomycetes; Hypocreales; Nectriaceae. Gene Ontology annotation, molecular function: protein kinase activity; ATP binding; carbohydrate:proton symporter activity. The record is from RefSeq and is a predicted model, not a curated record. Gene Ontology annotation, cellular component: membrane.